Messenger RNA from Nannospalax galili (Upper Galilee mountains blind mole rat), 2529 nucleotides. It is a transcript of the gene Pot1, whose product is annotated as protection of telomeres 1. The record is from RefSeq and is a predicted model, not a curated record. Gene Ontology annotation, biological process: telomere capping; regulation of telomere maintenance via telomerase. Gene Ontology annotation, cellular component: chromosome, telomeric region; nuclear telomere cap complex. Bases 502 to 2460 code for a protein of 652 amino acids. NCBI's taxonomy places the organism in Eukaryota, Metazoa, Chordata, Mammalia, Rodentia, Spalacidae. The transcript has 18 exons. Gene Ontology annotation, molecular function: telomerase inhibitor activity; G-rich strand telomeric DNA binding.
UUCUAACAGGGUUUGGAAUUCGUUUGGGGGCCGAGGUCGGGGCCUGGAUGAAGACUACGGAAGGACGGUUUAGAUCAGCGUUUGCUGUGGUUUCAGGGAACACGCGUGAGUAUGUCGUUAGCGCUCACCCGCUGUGUUCAGCAUCUUGACUGGUGUUUGGGGAGAUGUGAGAAUAUCCGAGUCCCAGCACUCAUGCGUCUCUAAUUGGUUGAGAUGACGAGUUAAAGUUAAGUAGAGGCGCAGCAAAGUUAAGUGGCGCUUUAAAGUUAAGCGGGAACCUUAAUGAGUGGCGAGGCAAGAGGCUCGAGAAGAAAGAUCGAACCUACAGUGCUCAGGCCAGACUCUGAGUUACUCCUUCAUUAGCAUAUUGUGGAAGUAGAUCACCUGCUUUGAAGAUUAAACUUGAAGGUCGGCUACAGUUUUCUGUUCUGUCAUCAACAAGUAGAGAUGAUAAACAGUGCAUAGUUUUGAAAGCAUUUGAAGAGUUUAAACCAACUGUUUAUGUUUUUUGGUAAAUCUGUAAGAGGUCUUUCCACAGAAUCGAUGUCUUUGGCUCCAACAACAAACUAUAUAUACACACCCCUGAAUCAACUUAAGGGAGGUACAGUUGUCAAUGUCUAUGGUGUUGUGAAAUUCUUUAAGCCUCCAUAUCUAAGCAAAGGAACUGAUUAUUGCUCAGUUGUAACAAUUGUGGACCAGACAAAUGUUAAGUUGACUUGCCUACUCUUCAGUAGAAGCUAUGAAGCCCUUCCAAUAAUUUAUAAAAUUGGAGAUAUUGUUCGCUUUCACAGGCUUAAGAUCCAGGUAUAUAAAAAUGAGCCUCAGGGAAUCAACAGCUCUGGUUUUGCAUCUUUGACAUUUGAAGGAACUUUAGGGACUCCUGUCAUACCACGUACUUCAAGCAAGUGUUUUAACUUCACUGCUCAGGACCACAAAAUGGUAGAAGCCUUACGGGUUUGGGCAUCCACCCACAUUUCACCUUCUUCAACAUUAGUGCAGCUGUGUGAUGUUCAGCCAAUGCAGUAUUAUGACCUGACUUGUCAGCUCUUGGGCAAAGCAGAAGUGGAUGGAACAUCAUUUCUUCUAAAGGUAUGGGAUGGCACCAGGACACCAUUUCCAUCCUGGAGAGUCUUAAUACAAGACCUUGUUCUCGAAGGUGAUUUAAGUCAUAUUCAACGGCUACAGAAUCUGACAAUAGACAUCUUAGUCUAUGAUAACCAUAUCCAGGUGGCAAAAUCCCUAAAGGUUGGAAGCUUUCUUAGGAUCUACAGCCUCCAUACCAAACUUCAGUCAGUGAAUUCAGAGACCCAGACUUCACUGUUAAGGCUGGAGUUUCACCUUCAUGGAGGUACCAGCUAUGGCCGGGGGAUCAGGGUCUUGCCGGAAAAUAACUCUGAUGUGGAUCAGCUGAAAAAAGCUUUAGAAUCUGCAGAUUUGACAGCCAUUCAGCCUUCAGAUGAUCAGUUGGAAAACGAGGAGAACUUUCCAACACUUUCAAGCUCUGGAUCAGGAUCAGUAUCACUAUAUGAGGUAGAAAGAUGUCAGCAGCUCUCUGCUACAAUACUGACAGAUCAUCAGUAUUUAGAGAAAACACCUUUAUGUGCUAUUUUGAAACAAAAAGCUCCUCAACAAUAUCGAAUCCGAGCCAAACUGAGAUCAUAUAAACCGAAGAGACUUUUCCAGUCUGUUAAACUUCAUUGUCCUAAAUGUCAUUCACUGCAAGAGGUUCCAUAUGAGAAUGAUUUGGAAACAAUUUUGCAAGAUGCCGCAACUAAAACCCCAAACAGCAAGCUACAAAAUACUUCAUUAUAUGAUUCAAAAGUCUGGACCAGUAAAGAUCAAAGAAAACGAAAAGUAGCUAUUCAUUUUGUGAAAAAUAGUGGCAUUCUCCCUCUAUCAAGUGAAUGCCUAAUUUUAAUAGAAGGAGGAAUGCUCAGUGAACUCUCCAAGCUCUCAAGCAAGUUUCACAGUGUGAUCCCUGUGCAAUCUGGCCCUGAAGACCUGGAGCUGCUGAGCCUUGAAGCACCGUUCCUCAUCCAAGGAAAUGUGUAUCAUUAUGGAUGUAAGCAGUGUUCAAGCUUGAAACCUAUACAAAACCUAAGUUCCCUUGUUGAUGAAGGAUUAUGGGUUCCUUCCGCAGUGGCAGAAGCUCUGGGUGUUGUACCUCUGCAGUAUGUCUUUGUUAUGACUUUUACUCUUGAUGAUGGAACAGGAGUAUUGGAAGCUUAUCUCAUGGAUUAUGACAAAUUCUUCCAGAUCCGAGCCUCAGAAGUCCUUACUGAUGACAACCUUCAGAGAAGUCUGGACAUGAUCAUGAAUAUGUUUUGUCCUCCGGGAAUAAAAAUUGAUACGUAUCCAUGGUUGGAGUGCUUCAUCAAGUCCUAUAAUGUCACCAGUGGAGUGGAGCAGCAAAUUUGCUACCAGAUUUUUGACACCACGGUUGCAGAAGAUCUUAUCUAAUGCUGUCAUUCAAUUUAGCAUGUGUGAAAUUUUGUGAUCUUAGAAAGCAUUAGAACUCUUUGUGGGAUU